AUGAAUUCCUCAACAGGUUCGAGUACAAAUUCGCUUUUACAAUACGCCGAAAAUUUAGACAAAAGUGCCUCAAAGAUUACACAGCAUGCUGGUCAACAAGUUCAAGAAUAUGAACUUAUUGAUCAAAUAGCUGAAAAAGGAAUCGAAGAUCACAAAGAAAAACGAGAUCUACGAUCACGACUAAAGAAUGCAGAGGAGAGAAUUAAAUCGUUAGAAGAUAUUUUAUCAAAAAAAUCACAAAUUCAAAAACAAACUAAACCAGUUUCUUCUCAAACUACAGAUAUAACAUUUGAUACGACACUAACAGCUAAAACAUUGUAUAAAGACGCAUCUUCUGUAACAAAUUCAUCAACUAAUUCGUUAAUUGCUUCAUCUACAGAAGAGAGCGAUUUAGUUCUUAUACAAUCAUCCCCCAUAUCAACAAGAACUUCCACAACAUCGUCUUUACUAAAAAGUAAAAGUACGUCCAAGCCUUCAACAGUAUUUACAACUGAUUCAACGACUAAAGACAAUAGUCUAAAUGGAAAGAAUAAACAUGAACAGGAGAAAUCAGUAGUUAUAAACAGAAAGAGUAGUUCUAAAAAAUCUCAAUACAAAUCGAAUUCUACUAAUUUAAAAACGUCAACUACUGAUUUACUUACUUAUGAUAUUUCAGAAACCACAAGUCCAACAAUUACAUUAUCAACAAGUACUAAGAACGCUAUACCAACUAAAUCAAACACAACAAAUGAUAUUUCUGUUGGAACUUCGACGAUAGUUCAAUCAACAACUAAGCCGUCAGUAGAAGAAUCAGCAUCAUCAAUGAGUACACAUGAUUCGUACUCUAAAUAUUCAUUAUCAACAUCUUCAAUCUUAAAUUCAACAAAACAUUCAUUAACUAAAGGUGAAAUCAGAACAAAACAUACAAAAUCCAGAUCGAAAUCUACUCAUCAUAGAUAUGAUGAUGAAAUUGAAAGAGGAGCUCAUGAAAAAGUAAAAUUAUAUCUCCAAAAUUACAGAGAUAGAAAACGCAAUAAUCAAAGAGAUUUCUUUGAAGGAUGGCAUGACUACAGAGUACGAAAAGCUAUCGAUGAGUAUAAUAAACCAUUAACAACUUCAGAAAUCAUCAAUGAUUUAGAAAAGUAUGCUGAAGUUAAGUUCAAUGAAAUGGAAAAGAUUUGUUGUUCCAUGCAGAAAAAGUUUUGCUGCUGCAAUAAAGCCAAAAAAAUCCAAGAAGAAAAUAUCAAAUUAAAAAUGAACAUGAAGAAAAUAAAAAGAGCCGUUAGAGAAUAUAAAGAUGCCAGGGAAAUACAAGAUAUUGAUGGAAAAUUCAGAACUUUAAAUGAAAAAGAAUUAUUGCGCCAUAUUGCUAUUGAAUUUCAUGAUUUUCUCGGCUCGAAUGAAGAUAUUUCACGAGAAACAGCCUAUAAACUAGUAGCACGGGCUGCUAAAUCAAUCCAACAUUAA
Molecule: messenger RNA, 1446 nt
Organism: Trichomonas vaginalis G3
Lineage: Eukaryota; Parabasalia; Trichomonadida; Trichomonadidae
Exons: 1
Coding region: 1-1446 (481 amino acids)
Source: RefSeq, a predicted model, not a curated record